This is a messenger RNA of Cercopithifilaria johnstoni, 1548 nucleotides long. NCBI's taxonomy places the organism in Eukaryota, Metazoa, Nematoda, Chromadorea, Rhabditida, Onchocercidae. The record is from the annotation of a GenBank genome assembly.
AUGGACGAGGGAUCAAGUAAUGAUCGUGCCACGGAGACCGUCAUCAAAUCGGUCUCCGGUAUAACGGCAGCUUCGGUCGAGGAUGGCAACAAUAGUCCUGAGCAAGCGGAAACAGUACGCAAACGUUUACAAGCUUGCGAAAUUGCUUCAGUGGAUGCGGAUGAAAUGGUAUGGGAACCAAACAGAAAUGAGGAGAAAACGUUUCAUGAAUUACAACCAAUCAAUGAAAAAGAAUUCGAAUUCUUGAUUCCGAGCACUUCUAGAAAGGUGCUAAAAAGAGCUCAGGAUACUACAGAAGAACGGAAAAACGAACACAAACGGUGGCGUACAGCAAUCGAUGGAUAUGCGCAAUAUUCAGAAUGGAUUUCUAAAGUUAAUGAAAAAGUGGAAGAUAUGCCAGAUUUGGAUAGUACCGAAAGUCUAACUACCACUACCGAAGCUACGGAUGAUCCAGAAGCGGAAUAUUUCAUUGCUGUGGAUUCAAUGAGGGAUGUUAUUGAUCAGAUUCAAAAGGCUAGAGCAGCGCAAUCAGAAGAAACGGCGGAAAGUGACGCGAAACUAGAUGAAAUCUUGAAACAUUGUGAAGAACAUACGAAACGAAUUAGUUUAUUUGAAGAUAAAAUUAUUCAGGAUUAUCAAAUGUUUGUAUGCUUCGCGUGCGGUCGGGUUUUUGAUGACGAGAUUGCAAUGAGAAAUCAUGUAAAUGAAAUUCAUCUUUCUAACAGGAAUUAUAUUUUCAAAUGUCGCUAUUGCUACAGACGUUUCAAAUUGAAACAUCAUUUGCAACGUCAUGAACGUAUACACGAUCUAUCACUUGUGCAUAUUUGUAAUCGGUGCUCUUCAUCAUUUCGGAAGUUUGAAUCGUUAGUUGCGCACAGAAGUAGGGCUCAUGGAAUUGAUGAAAACGGUGAAAAAAUUAUAAAUUUAAAAUAUAAUUGUAAUAAGUGCAAGCAGAAGUUUGGAACUUUUAUCGAAUUAAAUAGACAUAAAUAUUUUUGUUUGAACGAAUCUCGCAGCAAACAGCAGAAGAAAACCAGUUGUGCUUCUCCUUCUUCAUCCACAAGUUCGAUAUUUUCUCUGUCUUCAAGACCUAAAGUUGACAAGACGUGUAGAAUAUGUAAUAAGAAAUUCGCCUCGCGACAGUCACUUAUACGACAUAUAGGUCGAAUUCAUCCGGAGGAAAGAAUUGAUAAAAUUAAACAGUAUGAAGUCGUUCAAUCGCCAGAUCUUCCGUUUGCUUGUAAUAUUUGUUCCAAACGUUUCACGACCAGAACAUUGAUGUUAGUUCAUCGUAAGCGACACGAAGGAAGGCAUUUUGCCUGUGAAUUGUGUGGGAAGACAUAUCCAUUGGCAAGUGAAUUACGAAAACAUAUCAAACGUGUACAUGGGAAUUCUUCGGGAAGUCAUGAGGAAUCGAAAGAUUCUGCUACAGAGUGCAGCGAUACAAAUGCUGUCGAUAGACAAAAUUCAGGUGCGCAACAAUCGGUGCCAGCAGAGCAGAGCAGCAAGUGUGAUUACGAAGAUCUUACCGAUUUCAGUGUUAUGUAA